UCUCUAACCUCUGCACGCAAGUGAGGUAAACGUAAACAGGGACGUCCGUUAUAAUAUUUUUACAGUUUUAUAACGAAAAAAGUUAUUUUUUUAGUGUAAAUGUGUGGUAACCCAAGAUAACAUGUAUGCCGGAGGUUCUAAGGAAGUGAUAGACGUCGAUAGCGGGGAUUAUCAAGUCACUAAAGAAGACGAGAUAGCAGCUAUCGACUACGAGUUGAGGCAAAUAGAAACUGAGCAACAAAAACUAGAAGAUAGGAAAAAAGUUCUUCUCGAUCGCAAGCAAAAAUUAAAGGACGAUGCGUUACUUCAAAAAAGUCUCAACUUGGCAAAGAAAAACUGGGAUACCGAAGAUUUUUCCUGGUCAAAGAAUCUCAAGAAGGCGCUGACUGACGUAUUUAAAAUCAAAGAACUCAGACCCUUGCAGCUGCCAACGAUGAAUGCAUACUUGUCAAACCAAGAUGUGAUUCUUGUGAUGCCAACUGGUGGUGGCAAAAGUUUGUGCUACCAGCUUCCAGCUGUGAUAAGUAAGGGAGUCACGAUUGUGGUAUCUCCUCUGGUAGCUCUGAUGGAAGAUCAGCUUCACGGUUUGCAUAAGCUUAAGGUGAAUGCAAAGAUGUUGAGCGCGAAAGCUCCAAAGGAGGACGUUAAAGCUGUGAUGACGGGAUUAGUUGAUAACAAGUCUGAUCUGAAACUGGUGUACGUGACUCCUGAAUACAUGGCCAAAUCAAACAGAUUCAGGAGUAAGUUACAAAAAGCUUUUGAAAUGAAAAGGUUGGAUAGAUUUGCCAUUGACGAAGUUCAUUGCUGCAGCCAGUGGGGUCAUGAUUUCAGGCCAGAUUAUAAGUUUUUAGGCAUUUUGAAUUCCAUGUUUCCCGGUAUUCCUAUCUUAGGCCUUACAGCCACAGCUCCUGCAAAAAUCAUUGUCGAUGUCCAAAAAAUGUUGGAAAUUCAAGGUUGCCUUGUGCUCAGAGCAUCUUUCAACAGACCCAAUCUCUUCUACGAAGUACGUCGCAAACCCAAUGACAAAGACACUUGCCUCCAAAUGAUCUCCAAUCUUUUGAAACAUAGGUUCAACGGAAAAUCUGGUAUUAUUUACACAACAACAAUCAAAGAAUCAGAACAGUUGACCACGGACUUGAGAGCCCAGGGACUGAAAGUCGGCUGCUACCACGCCAUGCUAGAAGCGGACUACCGCACUAAGGUGUACUCAAAGUGGAUAUCCGGAGAUUACCAAGCUGUGGUGGCAACCAUAGCAUUCGGCUUGGGUAUCGACAAACCAGACGUACGUUUCGUUAUCCACCACUGCCUCUCGAAAUCCAUGGAGAAUUUUUACCAAGAGAGCGGCAGGGCCGGUCGGGACGGCAAAACAUCAGUCUGUAUUGUUCUCUACCGUCUGAUGGAUGUGUUCAAGCUCAGCACCAUGGUGUUCCAAGAUAAGGUGGGCCUGCAGAAUCUCUACAAAAUGCUCGGCUACUGUCUCGAUCAGAGCUCCUGCAGGCGGAGUCUAAUAGCUACGCACUUUGAGGAAACUUGGACGAAAGCUGAUUGCAAGGAGAUGUGCGAUCACUGCAAAAAACCGAAAGAAAAGAAAACGCUGGACGUUGCACCCUACUGCCGAUAUAUGUAUCAGAUAAUAGCCAAGGCAGCGUCUAGCGAUCAGCGACUGACGCCUCUCAAACUCAUAGACUCCUGGUACAACAAAGGACCAACUAAUCUGAGGGUGGACAGUGUUCCCACGCCAAAGUUUCCGCGAGAGGUCGGCGAAGCGAUCGUUGGACAUUUAUUCAUAAAUGGAUAUCUGCAGGAAGAUUUUCACUUUUCGACGUAUUCCACAUUGACUUACGUUAAGAGAGGGCCAAAAGCUGGACUUGCUCUGGCCAACGAUCACAAAAUUUUUAUGGAAAUGAUUUCCGAUUGAAUAGUUGUUCGAGAGGAUUUGUAUAUAAUCGUAAUGUGUUCCUUCAUUAUUUUACGUGUUAUUUAUUGUCGAUCAAAGUACAUUAACGAUA
Molecule: messenger RNA, 2009 nt
Organism: Copidosoma floridanum
Lineage: Eukaryota; Metazoa; Arthropoda; Insecta; Hymenoptera; Encyrtidae
Product: ATP-dependent DNA helicase Q1
Biological process (GO): double-strand break repair via homologous recombination
Cellular component (GO): chromosome; cytoplasm
Molecular function (GO): four-way junction helicase activity; ATP binding; nucleic acid binding
Source: RefSeq, a predicted model, not a curated record